AUGAACGGGACGAGAGUUAUCGAAAGCGAGAAUGGAUGGAAGGUGAUUGCAAAGAAACUGAAGAGGGCAAAAAAUGAACAAAUACAGAACGAUAAGCAAAAAAUAGAUCUUGUUGAGAGUAACGUGGAGAUGGAGAAAUUGGGGAAGAUCGAGAGCCAGUCCCCGAUUAUAAUCGAAAAGACAUUGGAGCACAUGGCAGUGAUGACGCAGAAUAUGUGGCUGAAUGGAGGGAGGAUUUAUUGCCAAAAAAAAUUUGGUCACCCGAAGUAUACACGUAGUUUCAUUGUCGAUAAAUUCUAUCAGUAA
Molecule: messenger RNA, 306 nt
Organism: Paraglomus occultum
Lineage: Eukaryota; Fungi; Glomeromycota; Glomeromycetes; Paraglomerales; Paraglomeraceae
Source: the annotation of a GenBank genome assembly